AUGCUUAUGAAUAAUUAUACCAUGUUUAAUGAUAUUGAAGGAAUAUAUAUGCUUACAUAUCCACCUGAAAAACGAGAUGAUUGUCCAAUAUGUUCAAAUGUUCCUGUACGCAUUCAAAUAAAUGAAACAGGAAAAUUUCAAGAACUUAUUGAUUUACUUACUGAAAAAUAUCAAUUAACUGCUCCAUUAAUAUUGGCAGAAAUUAAUGGCAAUUUGAAGACUUUAUAUAUGACAAGUACAGAACAAAUGCGCGACGCAACGAAACCUCAUCUUAGGAUGACAUUACAAGAACUUGGAUUAACUAAUGGCACGGAAAUGUUAGUCGGUGAUCCAACACGAGCUUCAUCAUUGCGUGUGAUACUUUCAUUAACUAGUUCAAUGGAAACUGCAACAACGAAAUAA
Rotaria sordida is the source of this 402-nucleotide messenger RNA. Lineage: Eukaryota; Metazoa; Rotifera; Eurotatoria; Philodinida; Philodinidae. The record is from the annotation of a GenBank genome assembly.